AUGGUUGCUGUUCCUCCUCACAUCCUGCGAGCUAUCUCGAAGAGUAAAGCAGCAACUCCUGAGCACCGAGAGAUAGCACGAUCAUCUCUUGCACACACAGAACAAUUCUUGAAAGACUGCCAGAAGCGUCGGGAGCAGUUUUUGAAAACGUACAACCAAGUUCAGAGGCAGAUGAUUGUUCCUCCUGAACUCUUUCGGAAUGUCAUCGCUUCAGAUCAAGCCGACAGUGCUCAGCGUACAAGGGCCAAACAAGGCCUUGACCAUCUUGAAACCAUUAUCGGAAAAGUCAGAGGGGCACAGCAGGCGCUGGGCUCUUCGCAGUCCACGGAACCCGGCACCUCAUAUGCUGUCUCAUCGCUAACUGCUACGAACGACCCUCCUUACCGUGCUGUAUACGACAUACACGAGAGUUCAAACGAGGGUGAACUCCCUGGUGACCUCAUUCGUGACAACGGGAAGAAGGAAGCUGAAUCAACCAAGCCAUCUUCUGAUAAGGCUGUCAAUGAGGCUUUCGACAACGUCGGACUUGUCUUGGGUUUCUACAAAAAGUUCUUCCAAUGGCUGUCAAUCGACAACAAGGAUAUGGACGUCAUCAGUACUGUUCACUUUGGUAAACAAUACGAAAAUGCUUUCUGGGACCCAGAAAAGCUUCAGAUGGUCUUCGGCGACGGCGGCGAGUUUCUCAACAACUUUACCGGAUGCAUCGAUGUCAUCGGCCAUGAGCUCACACACGCAGUUACAGAGCACACAAGUCCUCUUGACUACUAUGGUCAGGCCGGUGCUCUGAACGAGCAUGUCUCGGAUGUGUUUGGCAUCAUGGUCAAACAAAGAGUUCAGGACGAGAAAUCGGAUGUUGCAGACUGGCUAAUUGGUGAAGACUGCAUUCUUCCUGGAGUCAAGGGCACUGCUCUGCGAAGCAUGAAGGAGCCUGGAACUGCCUACGAUGAUCCCGUUUUUGGCAAAGAUCCGCAGGUUGGACACAUGAAGCAAUUCAGGACAACAUAUGAGGAUAACGGCGGAGUCCACAUAUAUUCCGGGAUUCCCAACAAAGCGUUCUAUCUGGUUUCUGUGUCGUUCGGAGGAUACUCUUAG
Messenger RNA from Fusarium fujikuroi IMI 58289, 1092 nucleotides. RefSeq names its product related to extracellular metalloproteinase. The record is from RefSeq and is a predicted model, not a curated record. Lineage: Eukaryota; Fungi; Ascomycota; Sordariomycetes; Hypocreales; Nectriaceae. Bases 1 to 1092 code for a protein of 363 amino acids. Gene Ontology annotation, biological process: proteolysis. The transcript has 3 exons. Gene Ontology annotation, molecular function: metalloendopeptidase activity.